UUUAAAGUUUGAUGAAAGUUCGUCCAAGUUAUCUCAAUACGCUUGAUUAUGGAUGAAGUAUGUGCAUAAUUUCUCUGAAAGUCCUUAGCUGACUUUAAUGUCACGAAUUUUUAGCGUUUCACAUACAUUGAUUCACGCGAAAAAGUGUUGAAUCCAUUCAAUUACUCCUAUGUGCCUAGAAAGAACUUAGCUUCACACAAGUUUUGAUGGCGGGGUCCUGUGAUUUUUGCAUUCGAAUUUUCAAAUGUAUCCCUGUUCUGUUCGUUUUAUCUGUGGUCGCCUGGUCUUAUUUCGCAUAUGUCGUCCAAUUGUGCUUCAAUACAGUGCAGUCAAAUGUUGAGCGAGUUUUUGAUUUGAUGGUAUACCAUAUCCUAUUAUUUUUUUUCUUAUGGGCAUAUUGGCAAACUGUAUGCACUCCGGUCUUCACUGUGCCUCGUAAAUUUGUUUUAUCAGCUGAGGAUCAAGACAGAUUUAACAGAGCGGAAAAUGAAGGUGCGCAAAAGCAAAUAAUAGAGGAAGUAACUCAAUCCCUCCCUCUAGCCACAAGAACCGCCUCUGGAGGAUUCCGUUACUGUCACAUUUGCAGUCACAUUAAACCUGAUAGAUCUCAUCACUGUAGCGUCUGUGGAACUUGCGUCCUGAAGAUGGAUCACCAUUGUCCAUGGGUCAACAAUUGUGUCUCAUUUUCCAAUUACAAAUAUUUUAUACUUUUCUUAGGCUAUGCCUUACUAUACUGCUUAUUCAUCGUUAUGUCAACCCUUCAGUACUUUAUUGAAUUCUGGGAGGUAACCGGAAAUCCAGACAGAGUGCAAAGGUUCAAUGUUUUAUUCUUAUUUUUUGUAGCUGCGAUGUUCUUGUUCAGUUUAGUUUCUCUAUUUGUAUACCAUCUUUAUCUUGUAUCUCACAAUAGAACAACUCUAGAGGCUUUCAGAGCUCCCGUUUUUAUCAGAGGUCCAGAUAAAAAUGGCUUCAAUCUGGGUUGUGGCCCAAAUUUCACUGAGGUUUUCGGUGAUGAUGUUCUUCUUUGGUUUGUUCCAGUGUUCACCAGUAUGGGUGAUGGCGUAGAAUUCCCCGUGCGUUAUGGAUACAGUAGCUCCUCCAACCGAUAUCACUCAAUGGGACGGACCAUUAACAGUAUUGGUGAUGGUGUGGAAUACCCGCAGCGAACAUUGGAUCCAGCCUCUGAUCAUCUCUUAGGUUCUGAUAAUUGGACGGAUGACAACGACGAUUUCAGAUUCGCACCCUAUGUUCCUCCAUUAUCCCCUAGGACUGCCAAAAGAGCCUUAGCACCUACUAAUUUAGAUAAUUCCUCAUCUUAUGAUUCUACAAGGUCGUCUGAUCAAUGUGAGGAAAAUGGUCUCAAUACAGGUUCAAAUUUAGAUCGCCAGCAGACAUUCGUAGUAUAGGAUUCAUAUAUUCAAGCAACAAAAACAUCAGCUUUAGUGAAAUUCGUAAAUAUCCACUAGUCUUCAUUUUCUAUCCUUGUCUUUUAAAAGAACUUAAAAAUUCUUUCUCAAACUUAUUUCAAGCUUCGCGGCAACUAAUGAUCACUAUGAAUUUAUAAAAGUAAGAGUUUCCCUUUUAUCAAACGACCUAGCAGCAAAUAGGAACCUGCUAUUUCGAGAGACUUACCUCCAGGUAUGUCACCCAUUAUUGUGAUUUAUUCAUUGUUUAUAUUGUUUUUAGAUUUACGUUUUUUAUCGCAUUUUGUAACUUACAAUUACUGCAAGUGCCGAUAUGGGAUACCCGCAAUAUGUGAUCGUGCUCUUUAAUUCUUUGGCAAUUUUCUUUUCGUGAUAGUGGAUCAUCACUAAAUCAGAAGGAAAAAAACCGGAACUUCUCCCCGGAGAAGUUGUCAAUUAUUAUGAAGUCAAAUUUAAAACUUAAGCAAUUGUAGACACUUUCGAAUUAAAAUAAAUUCCCUGGUAGGAUGUAAAUCUACCCCAUAGAAAAAGAUUCUAACUCCAGAAGUUUAAAUGAUACUGGAUCACUAGUCAAAGUACGAAUUUAAGGAUUCUAAUAUAUGUUUCCUCUUCAACAAAAGUAUGUGGAACAAGAUGCUUGCAAUGGAAAUUACUGAAAGUAACUCCUAACCAAGAUAUUAAAAAUUUUAACAAAAUAUCAACCUUUUGGCACUGUUUAUGAGAAAUUUGAAUUUCCUGCAACAGCUGAGCCGAAGGGUCGAGGCUAAUGUUGUCAUAUUUUCAUACUGUAGAGCUAACAUGGUAACAUUUUGACCACAUUUUGCAAUUUGGAACUACAAUUUCUGGCUCAAUUUAGAAACAACGUACGUACCAUUUUCAGUUACCUCAUGCACAUAAGCGUUUUUACCGAUGAGCCAGAAAUUGUUGUCCUAAAUGCAAGAUGAAGUCUGUUUUAUGUGUAAUUCAACUCAAGUAGAGAACGGUUUUUUCAUUAGCAGGAAGUUCGGAUCUAUGCAUCAAAAAACGGUAAAAUCUUAGUAAGGAGUAAAAUUCAAUAAUUUUCGUGGCAUAAAUUGAAUCAGUGAGAACGAAAACACACCAACUCGGAAAAAUGAAAAUAAUCAAGACACAUACAAAACUGCAGAGUAGAUGAAGAAGUUAGUUUAAGAAAAAUAUUUUUGCUGCCAAAAGACAUGCACUUAUUGACCUUUUAAAGGUAAAAGUUGGAACAGAUGCGCUAACUUCAAUGACCUUCAUGUAAAUUAACUGUGUUUAAUGGCAAUUGAGCAUUUUCGAGUUACCAAGUUGGUGUGUUUUCGUUCUCACUGAUUCAAUUGUGUUCUAUGUGAAAUUUCAUGAGAAAAGGGCAUGCACUUAUCACAAUGCUUAAAUUCACACUAUGUAUAGCGGUCCAUUGCCUGCUUUCACCUAUUUAGUUGUAUUUCUUUGCACUAAAUUUAAAAAAAAUUUGGACAAAUUUCUCAGAAUUUUCUUUUUUCUGUCCAUUUAACUUCUGAUUCACCAUUUUUACACAAAUAACUGUAAUCUUGUGAAAACCUCCAUGAAAGUAACCUCCUCUUUUCAUAUCCUAUCAUUAGUACUUUCAAAUUUCUGCGGAUUGUGAUUUCUGAACUUGGAAUCAAAGAAAAAAUCAGGGACUGAUCCUUUUCUUCUUUUGUUCAAGCGGGUAUAAAUACUUUCUCCUCAAUCAGAUUCGUUGCAUCGAAUUUCGUCAAAAAUUUACUCCCCAAUUUACUGAAUUCGAUUUAUUUCCUUGAAUAAGCACUUGAAAUGACAGUUUCUGUAAGACUUCUCAUCUAAUGCCUUUGUUUGAUCUCUUUUUCCUCUUCGCAUCUUCGUAAAUUGCAUUUUUAAUUUUAUACUCUGUCAUCAAAAUUUCACUCCAUCCAAGUAAAUUUAAUUUUUUAUUUGUCAUGUGCAAGCUCUCGAUGCUUCUUCCUAAACAUUUUCUUGAAUUUUAAAGGAAAGAGUGGGAAGUAUCAAGUAGCGAGUUUCUGUUGCUGAUAGGUCAAGCGAAGUUGUCAGGUGUGUUCUGCGCUUCAUCGAAGUAUCAGGGCUUAAUGAAAUUUGAAAUUUUCAUGAUUUACUUUUGGUCCUAACAAUGAGCCGAAAUCGUACCGAUCCUCGGCUUAAUAAACCGUUAAUUCUGUCUUUAGACUGACAAAGAUUUCUGGAGAUACUGAAGAUCAACCGAAUUAACGGAGCACUACACAGUACUGUACAAUUGAACUACAUUUUGCAAUUAAAAACCACAAUAUCUGGCUCAGUUUAGAAACAACGUAUGCACUAUGAGUUUCUAUUAGCAAAUAAACGUUUUUACGGAUGAGCCAGAUUUUAGUGCCUUAUUACAAAAUUUAGUUCAAUUGCCGUUUGGUACUUCGAUAAUCCCAUCCAACAGUUUGAGAUCCGUCCAAGUUGGCCUGUCUGAUCUGCAACGGAAAUGGGCUGAAAUGAUUUUUCUCAAAUGGACUUCAUCUUGCCACAAGGAAUUUAAGACUCUACCAUAGGAGCACCUAUCUGCAGGAAGGAGCCUAUGUCGCAUAAAUUGGUUCUGUAAGGAGCUAAGGACCGUGGCUCCUUAUUGCAAAAGGUAGUCCAAACGUUGCGAUAUCCUAGAUGUUCUUUUUUCUCAAGACAAAAGUGUGAGAGAUUUUUUGAUUAUUUUUUACUGUUUUGCCUGCUUUGGUAAAACUGUGCAUCCCAGUCACACCCAUCUCCAUACUUACAGGAAUUAAUAAAUCACUUCAUUAUAAUGAAAAGCAACAAUUUUCCGAAGGUGUGGGUCUUGAGGAGCCAGUAGGAGGGUCCACUGGAUCCUCAUACUGUGCAGAAUGCUUUGCUUUGUUUGGGUCAAUACUCCUUAGACACUGCAUAGGCAUAGUUAAAAAUGCCAUAUCCAGUGCAUACAGGUAGAGGUUUUCUUUUUUCUUUUUUCAAAGAUUUAAGUAUUUGUACUCAUUAUUUUACUUUUUUUCCUGAAGCGUCUGACUGAAUUAAACAACUUCUCCAGAGCCAAUCACUUUCCAGGCGUAGUUACAACUCUGCAUAGACUUCCGUUUACUUCACUAACAUAACAUUUUGGAACAAGGCGUAUGGAAUUGCUAGCUUAGCAUUUAUUCUAAAACAUCGAUUUCAGGGAGUUACGCUUUCAUGGUUGCAGCGUUUCGAGCAAUGGCAUUUAAAGAGUUGAAAUCAGUAGGAUUUUUCUCAAAAUAUGCAUUUCUUCAAUCUGCUAACGCCUCCUGCUCCUAUCCUCUAGUCCAGUUUAGAUUUAUUUUAUUUCUGUUGUUUUAAAUAGGUUUAAGUUACGAGCCCCUAUGAGCAGAUUAGAAAUUGACUGAAAGCUUUUCACUCAUUAAUCAGUUUUGAAACUAUCUCUUUGCUAACUUCAGAUUCAACUUUUUCUACAGAUUCUUUAAUUUCAUUGGGUAAAAUUUUCUUUUUUUCCUCUCUCAUCGCAGUUGAAUAUCAGUUCUGGCCCUGGAGUGAAAAUUUGUUGUCUGUGCGUUAUUUAUUCUGUAAAUUAGAUUUAUUUUUUUGGCAAAUAAUAAAUUAAAUCUCAAAAGUUCUAAUGAAAAAAAUUUUUAUGUCAGGGUCAAACCUUGAAGCUCCAAAAAACCUGACCGUUUUUAACAAAUCUCAUUCAAAAUAGCCACUGUGCUCCAAUCAGACUGAACAUUGAAGAAAUUAUGAAAAUUAAUGUAUGUACUCAAAAUUAUGUCCUACCUAUCAACUGUGCAACCUUUUAUCUAUGUUCCAUUAAACUUUUGGACCCAUCUACGCAAGAGAAAAAAUGUCAGUCAACUAUCUGACCCAGGGUAACACAGGAUAAAAGUGGGUUCUCGCCUAUCGGUCUUGUAAGUCAUAUAGAACUCAAGAACACAUCUGUAUGAAGAGCAUGUAUUUCUCAGCAACCCAUAAAUCUAUUGUGCCGAAAGUUUGUGAAUUUAACGAUUAGGACACUUAAGUGUUAGAACCAAAAUGCCCUAACUGGAUGCUCCAUUUUCCGCGGUACAAGUACCCUUUUCUUAUCAUAGGUUACCCUAGUCAAACCUAGAUUUGACUGCGAUUGUUAUCUUAUUUUCAGAGGUACUACCCGUAUCUUGUCAAACUUGGCUUUUUUGCUAGAAUACAGAAAGCAUGGUUUGGUCGUAUGCAUUACUCUAAUUCGACUGGUUAGACCUGUCAACAAACGGUUUCUCUAAAUUCAAGGGUUUGUACGUCUUUCCAGAUAUUAAGGAGUUUUAAGUCUCUUUCUAAUAUUUAUAGCUUAAUAAUGUUGAGCACAAAAAAAUAGUGUCAGAGCCCUUACUCAGUUAUAGAAUAGCUGUACAUCACAGAGAGAGAAAAAAUCUAGUAACUUGUAACUUUGGAUCUUAUUCAGUAAGUGUUGUAAAGAAUCUAAUGUUAUUGGUUCAAAAACCAUGUAUGAAUCAUGGUGUAUAAUAGAAAUUCUGUCCAACUUCUGGCCGUAAAAUUUUACUUUUUGAGAGUGGCCCCUCAUCUUAAAAAAAAUUCCAUCCAAUUCUCUUCAAAUUUUAAUUGCAAAAGCAAAUUUUCGUUGUUCCUAGGUAUUUUAUCAGUUCCGUCAUUGUUUUUGUGUUUGACAUCGCUACCUCGCAUUUGAGUUGGUAUGUUUCUUGGUCUCAAUUGAAGGAAACUAUGUACUCAGUCGAAAAUUUUCUAAUUUUCAUUUCGAUUUACCAUGUCAAUGAGACUGACAAAUUUAUAACAAAUAUUUAUGCUUUUUCUUUCUGCAUAGAGUUUAUUACAAGCACUUUAAAAUAUUUGAGAAUGUCUAAUCAAAUCGGUGCUUGUAAAAUAGAAUGUGUACUUAAUUUUUUACUGCCCUGUAAAUUUUUAACUCUUGUAAAAUUAUGACUGUACAUUUUUAGUUAGGUAGUGAGUGGAUUGUGAUUUCUUUGAAGAUACAAUCAAAGUGAACAAAUUGUGUUGAAUUGUAAAAAGCGAAUAAUAAUUUUGUACAAAAAA
Messenger RNA from Bemisia tabaci, 6437 nucleotides. RefSeq names its product palmitoyltransferase ZDHHC15B. The record is from RefSeq and is a predicted model, not a curated record. Lineage: Eukaryota; Metazoa; Arthropoda; Insecta; Hemiptera; Aleyrodidae. Gene Ontology annotation, molecular function: palmitoyltransferase activity.